AAAGCUGGGCACAGAAGAGGAAAUGUAAAUGCUGUCAGCAGCUGAGAAAAAGAAACCUAAUGCAGAUCAGAGCUGAGCAGAUGUUGAAGAACCUAGAAAAUUCAGCCACUGCCAGGAACUCAUCUACGUGGGGCCGCUUCAGCACAUAGACCUGGUGGACCACUCCAUCUAUCUCCACCGGGAUGAUGAAGUCCGCAUUGUUCACUGGCUUGAAGGAGCUGUGCACCAGGGUCUCGUCCAGGUCGAUGACUACGCAGAUCUUGUCUGAGUCCUGAGCCUUGGCCUCGGGAAGCAGUUUCAGUGUAUCUGGUUUCAUGUGGAGUUCCUUCAUCCACUUGGACUUGAGCUUUGUACAAGGAGAUAAGAAUGGAUCAAUUUGCCUUCUUCUACAUGAUAACCGACAGUUGAAACAUCACCAUUUGUUGAGAAUGCUGUCUUUUUUCUACUGGAUGGUUUUAGCUUUAUUGUCAAAGAUCGAGUGACCAUAGAUCAGUGUAAUGUCCCAAGAGACACCAUCAACAGUUGAAAACAAAUGUUUUGAGGCAAGAUACUGCAUCCUGGAGCAGUGACAAGCAUCUCUUGAGAAUGGAAUUUUGCACCUGAACUAUGAAAGCUUCUUGGGGCCAUUCUUGUAGAUGCCAAACUAGACUGGAGAAGAUCAUGGAGCCUGCAGAGCACUAGAGCCUAGAUCAAAGAAGCUUUGAGGAAAGAAGGAGGCUGAGAGCAGAGCUGCAGCAGGCCAUGCAGAAAGGACAUCUUAAAAAGAACUCCUGGCUCUUAAGGAAGUAAGCAAAAGACAGACAUGCUUCGAACAUUGGUCCGAUUUCUUUCGUUUGCCGAUUUCAUUCGGAGGUUUGUCAAAAAACGGAACUUUUCAGUGGUGGGGAUUUCCCACUUCACCCAACCCCGCCCUCCUGGAAGACUACAAAUACCCAGCACAAGGAACCUACAGAAGACUCUUCUGCCCACACUGGUGCAAGCACUGCCUUUCUCCGGAUUCACGAGCUUCUCCAGGGAUGGAGUCGAAUUUCUGGUCAGUGCAAGUGAAGCAAGCCUGGGAUUCCGUCCCUCUGGUGCAAGAGGCCCAGCCUCCUCUGCUCCCCAGUUUUUCAGAAGACCGCGGUCCCUGGCCUCUCCCUUUCUAUCCGGUCCUAGGCGAGAUCUCUUCCGACGAUGGCGGUGACUACCAGGAACAACCACUUCCAGUUUGGAUGAAUGACUUCGCGGGAACCUACCCCAGGACCGACUCUUGCAAGAUCCAGAGCACCUCGGAGCCCAGCAUUCCUGAGUCUGUGAGCGCCAUCCACGAGGAACAGCCAGAGAAACCCACCACUCUGGGAACCUGGAUGGAAGCAGUAGAAGAAUCAUUCAGAGUGGCGAUGCAGCCCUGGUCCUGUUCCACAGCGCUCCACCGUGGCAACGACGCAAAGGACACCGAGACCUGCGGCAGGAGUAGUUCCACAGAGUGUGAGCAACCAUCAGAGAGUGGAGAAGUAGACUCUGGACUUUGCCAGGAUGCCUGGAGAGCAUUCAUUGCCUGCCUGUUCUGUGGCUUGUUGCCGCCAGACAGUGGCAGCAGUGAGCCCUAGAGAGCAGCAGGUGCUCUUUUGGCGUUUAAGAGCGAAGUCCUUGUCAAGAGGAUCACUUUACCCAAACCAGUUAAUUCCCUGCAGCCUGCUACAUUCAGUGCAGCCCCCACCCCCACCCCUGCUUCCACAGUAAAUAAACAGUGGUUUGUAUUCG
Molecule: messenger RNA, 1743 nt
Organism: Mus musculus (house mouse)
Lineage: Eukaryota; Metazoa; Chordata; Mammalia; Rodentia; Muridae
Gene: Anxa2r1
Product: annexin A2 receptor 1
Exons: 6
Coding region: 1017-1589 (190 amino acids)
Source: RefSeq, marked validated